CACUAGGAGCUGCUGAGGAUAAACGGUAAUUCACACUGCAUCCAUCAUGACUUCUUUAGACAGCGAGCUGGAGAGGAUAGCUACUGAACUGAAACAUCUUACAGUCAGGAGACAACAACUUCUAGAAAGGAAAAAAAUCCAGUGCAUAUUUCAAGAGUUGAAGAAUCGCGUUGAAUUCGGACAAACAGAGGAGGCAGCCUUUUGUCAGCAUGAGAUUGACAGCAUUGAUGACAAACUGAAACAACUGGCAGAAAGAAAGCUAGAGCUCCAAAAAAGUCACAAGAGCAUCCUCAGUGCCAAAGAUAUCAACAGUAGCAAGGAAGAGGUCAGUUUCACCUCCAGUGAGAAGAUUGUGCCUGGUGAUCCUCCCAACAAUGUUUUCUUUGUUGAGCAUCCACCUAAUAUCCCUGCCCCUACAGUGAUUCUGGACUUGGAAAAACUUCCUCCAUGUCCAUGCAAGACACAGUGUCCAGAGUGCAACCAGUUCAUCAUGACAGAGACCUUUACCUCUGUCAGCAGUGUCACCUGGCUGGUGUGUUUCAUGACAGCUUUGAUGGGCUGCGUGGCUGGUUGUUGCUUCAUUCCCUUCUGCCUCGAUAAGUUCAAAUCUACCACACACAGAUGUCCAAAGUGUCGAUCGGAAAUCCAAGUUAUUAAAAAACUCUGAGAGGCAAGCAGCUGGUGAGAAACUAAAGCUAGGACUGAAAGAGCAGUAUACAUCUAUCCAUUGGUGAUGUAGCAUUUCAGCAGCACAGCUCCCUUGGAGAGUGUAUCUAUUUGCAUUCACUAUCACUAUGAUCACUUAAUGUUAGUGACUGAAGGAUGUUUGUAGACUUAAACAUUCAGGCGCAAUCACUUGGGUUUAAUGGAGCAUAUGUCAGAAGGAACAUGUUGUCUGUAUCUAAAUGUAUAUUAUAUUAUAUUUUCAGGAUGUAUCUGUAUAUUCAAACUGAUCUUUUACUGAAUUAGAAAAGCUGAUCAGUAUAACUGUAAAUAUACUAUAGUACUUCAAAUCUGCAAAAUGACUAAAAUCACAUAAACAUUCAGUUCCCUCUAAUGGCUUACAAAUGACAUGAACUGUUUGUUUGUGCAACAAAACUACAAAAUAAUAUUCUUUAAAGCACUAAAGGGGAAAAGGCAUAGUGGGGAUGGUCAUA
Molecule: messenger RNA, 1157 nt
Organism: Plectropomus leopardus (leopard coralgrouper)
Lineage: Eukaryota; Metazoa; Chordata; Actinopteri; Perciformes; Serranidae
Cellular component (GO): nucleus; cytoplasmic side of lysosomal membrane; cytoplasmic side of late endosome membrane
Molecular function (GO): zinc ion binding
Source: RefSeq, a predicted model, not a curated record